Cucurbitaria berberidis CBS 394.84 is the source of this 7940-nucleotide messenger RNA. RefSeq lists its product as uncharacterized. Lineage: Eukaryota; Fungi; Ascomycota; Dothideomycetes; Pleosporales; Cucurbitariaceae. The coding region runs from base 202 to 7662 and encodes 2486 amino acids. Gene Ontology annotation, cellular component: transcription factor TFIIIC complex. The record is from RefSeq and is a predicted model, not a curated record. The transcript has 3 exons. Gene Ontology annotation, molecular function: DNA binding. Gene Ontology annotation, biological process: 5S class rRNA transcription by RNA polymerase III; transcription initiation at RNA polymerase III promoter.
AACGCUGGCUUUUUUUCAGAGCCGUGAAAAUCCCAAAACUUUUGCACUCACCCGACUACCCUACUUGACCCGAACGCCAACCAAGCACGGCACUCACCUGCGCGCGUUCGAAUCACGCCCUCACCGUCUCCGAAUAUGCCCUAGAGCUUUUCGGGCAUUUUUUCUUUCAUUCGGUAGUAGCAAGGGGAUGGGUAGAACAAGAUGACGGCGGGUUUCGAUAAACUGAUCGAUUAUUUGCUGUCGGAAAUCGCUCUUUGCGGUGUGCAAGGAGCUGGCAGUGCAGAUCUUCGUCGCUUCAUAAAAUCCUUUUACGAUCAGUCGCAGACCGAUGAGGCUUCUCCAACUAGCAGUAAACAGGCGUCUGGUCCUCCGCCGGGUGGACUAGGCCGCACCUUCCACGAGCGCGUGUGGGACUGGGUCAGCAAUCACACUGACAUCCGCAUCACUUACAAAAAUGAAGUCAAGCACUAUUCUCUGUCGGAAUUUGAGGCGGCGGAGCUGCAAGUGUCGGGCGCGACGGGCGCGGUGUCGUCAAUCGACGUCGAGCAACUCCCACCUACGCCUAUCAACGGGCCAACACAGCCUACGCAGCCUCUUUUGGCAAUGCGAGAGGCUUUGCGAGAACGUCUUUUGAAGGAAGGACAUAAGUUGGGGAAACCAACAGCUUUGGCCACUCAAGCUCCUACCUCAACGUCGCGUCAAUUCCCUCGUACAAUCCCCGAAGGCACUCCCGUUGCUACUCCUAUCUUUGAUGAACCAGACCCUACAAUCACUACGCCUCGGCUGUAUGCUAGUCAGAACCGGAUCUGGCAGGCUUUGACGGGCCACAGUAUUGACCUCAAGAAAGUACCCAGUAUGGAAUUCGUGUUACUGUCUCUCAUUGCCGCUCGCGGACCAAAUGGGAUAACACAACCGGAUCUCACGCAACUAAGUGGCCAGGAUAAACGUUCGGUUCCGCACAGAACGAAUGAGCUAGCCCGUAAGGGAUAUAUUGUGAAGAAUCCUGUACAAGCAGGCAAAAUCCGCACUAGUCUCUGCGUGCACACCAAGUUCAUUUCUCAGAGUCAUUUCUUAAGUUCAGGCGCAGUGGAGGAUGUCUUCCAGGAGGGCACUUUCCUUCUAUCUGGUUUCGUGCAUCUCCUAUACAGAACGCUGAAGGAUGAUGGCAUUGUUCCGACGCGAGACAUCAGGAAGAAGCUGGGCGUACCGAUGACAACAUGGAACAAGCGUGCCACCCAAGGUGCUCUUAUCCGGUUGGAUCAAACCGGAAUGAUCAAGCGUUUCAGAGUGCGUAAGAAGCACUCUGAAGACUCCUGGGCGACUUGCAUCCAGGUCCUACGAGAGCCACGGGAUGAAGAUGUCAACAACCUCGGGUUUCGGCGGCAGCCCACCACUAUCGACGAAACCGUGGACGAGCUACUUGAUGAGGAUGUCGAUGGCGAUACGUUGAUGAGGGAUCUUGAAGUUGAUAUGCUAGACAACGCUCAUGGCGAAGGUGAUGUCAAUGCUGAACCACGCCACGCUAUUGAAGACUCCGGUCGCAUCCCACCGCAAUGGACCCCGGAUCGUUUCUUUGCCAAUAUCAUCUAUGAUGCCGUGGCGCUUGGCGGAGCAAAUGGUGUGGACGCUAGCAUGUUGCGCGAUCGAAUCAUAGGACCCUUCUGGAGACGCCCGAUAGAGUCAUACGUUACCCGCUUGACUGACGAUUGGGAAAAGACGCAACCUCUUCCUCUCCGGCACCUAGCAAUUAUAAGAGAUUCCCGGAACACCGAAGAGAAGAAGUUCAUACAUUAUGUCUACCGCACAUACGAAAACUUCCAAAAGGCCGUCGAUUUAGGCGAGGUUCACUGGGAAGGUGUUAGCAAGCCCAUUACGAAAGAAACCGGCGCAGCCAAGCAUGGUGGGUCGAAGAAGAAUAACACGAAGGAUGUAGCUCUCAACGCUUGGGGCUUUCCAAACCUCAAUCUGAAAGAUCUUGUCCGAAGCGAUGGCUCAGCAACGCUUUCCGAAGUUCGCUUGGCUAUUGUGCAUCCUCGCAAGUAUGGACCGAGAUGGGACAAUGCACUCACACGGGAAAUUGGCUAUGAAAAGUCUGAGACGCCCAUCACCAAGAAGAAGUUUCCGCGUGCCAAACCGAUAAGACAGAACCAGGGCGAUGGCGAGGGGUCAUCUCAACCCUCUGUUCGGGUGCCGAAGAUCUCCAAAUCAAAGAGAAAGGUCGCCAAUCUCUGCCUCACGUUAGAACAGAGAGUUUUUUUAGGCUUGAAGCCCACUGGUCGACUGAGCAAGAGGGCAGAGAAGCAGAUUCUCGCGCAUCGCCGAAACACCGGGGACCCGGAAUCUUUGCCAGACAAGAUCACAGAAGAACCAGUCCAGCGUGGGCAGCCCCCUCUGAUGACAGCAGAAGAACGGGUAGCACAGGGCUUGCCAGCGAAAGGCCGAUUAGGGCUAGCACGCGAGAACAAAAUCCGAGAAGAGCGCGGACUAGUCAAACUGGCGAAGAAGACAACGACGAAGCGAGAGAAGAAGCCCGUCAAGGAGCCGGCCUUGCUCAGCAAAGAGCAAAGGCUUGCAUUUGGCUGGAAAGGCCAUGGCCGGUUGCCACAGGAUCUUAUAGAUGGUUUACGUCAGGAGCGUGAGGAUGGCAUCUCUUUGGAAGACUCGAAUGUGCUACCGAAGUACAUGGAUAUGAUGAAGGCCAAAGCAGGAACUCUAGCUGCAUCUGAAACUGCUGAUUCUGUCGAAAAUGAAGCUACAAUCCUAGAACAGCCUUCAUCAUCAAUCGGCGAUGUCGGUCAUGACCAAGCCCCAGAGCCUACAGAUGACGAUAUCGAUCGCGCUUCGUCACUCCCAACUGUUCUAGGAAAGCGAGAGGCCCACGAUGAGGAUCCUGUCUCACAGUCUCAGAAGAAGCAACGCACCACAGAUGAGUCGCAGCAGGGAACCCGGACAAGAGUGACACAUCCUGCAGCGCUACUAAAUGAAGCUGCUGCCUCAAUGACAAUACUCAGUGACUCAAGGAGCGGUACCCCAUUAGCUGUGAUGGACGACGAGGACCCCAUGGAGGGUACCACUCCGACUCCAAUAAGAGUAGUAGAGAAUACCCAAGGAACUAGCCAUCCUUCCCACGCUCCGGCGGGUAGUAAGAUGGCUAAAAGUGUCGGGGUGCAGCAAUCGCCUGCUCCACUUGCGAACACACAUGCAAAGACUCUAUUCCCGUUAUCACGCCCUUCGGUCUUAGUUCAACCAGUUGCUUCUAACCUAGAGCCUCAAGCUCGCGCAAAAUUCGAGCAGUAUACGAACCGAUCGGCUUCAGGUCUGUACCUCAACCCUUUCGCUAGGCACAAGUCGCGAGGUCGUCCGAAAAAGGCCUUGAUUGCUACCUUCAAACUGCCACAGCUACUAGAGUAUGAGUGGUUCAAGCAUGACCCGGGUCAUCAGCAAGAUCCAACCCAUACUACUAGUAAGGAAGUCCCCGUGGCGUCUCCCAAGCAUGGGAUCCAGCAGUAUCUGGACAACACGGACCCACGUCCGAUGUUGGGUACUAAAACCUCAUUACAGCCCCAUACAAUGACAUCGCCAACAAGUGGGACCGAUUCUAACAAACUGCAUGCUGGACAGCCAGAUGAUAUCAAUGUUAACCGACAUCCUUCCAUCACCAAUGACUCGACAUUAUCCACGCCUGUCUUGCCGUUCGUUGUCAACGAAGACAAUGCCGAAAAGCAAGUACAGCCUACACCGCGCGCUCUGAAUGCUAGCCCAGAAGCUCAAGCGCUUUCGACUGCAUUGCCAGACGACACGGAAGAAUUGCAGGAGCAGCGAAGGCAAUCCCCAGAAAAUCUACAAUUUUCUUCUGAUCUUGACAAGGAAGUGCACGAUAAGCAUUCGUUGUCUCAACAGCUGCUUGCUGCCGCUACUGGUAACACCGUCGAAGCGUCAGCUGAGCCGCCUGUGCAACAAGUAUUGCCAGUAUCCCAUCCGACAGCCGCAUGGGCCGCCAUCAACGCCUCUACAUCACACAAACCUUCUCCAUAUCGAAGUCCGUACGCACCAAGUUCACGCUCAGAGUCUACUCCACCACCGCAAGUAACAGAGAACGCUACUAGUACCAAUUUUUCAGCUGCUUCCGCCUCUCUACCGCAAACGCCUCUUGGCGAUGAACGUGAAGACAAUUCUUUUCCCGAAGGAGUGUACAGUGCCAUUUUGGAAGUUGAAGCUCCUCCGACCGCAAAGUUAAAGUCUCGUGGCAAGAAAGAUCAAGCGACAGGGGGGAGUGGCCUACUUUUCCGACGCCAGAUAAUUCGAGAGAUUAUUGAUCUAUGCAAGGGCGUCUUUCCAGAUGGUGGUGAAAUUGGACGACCGUUUCAUAAGUUAUGGACGGAGCGACACGGACACAAAGAGAAUGUCAAGGAACCAAUCGCCAGUACCGUAAACACAACGAUGAGAAACAUGUGCACCAAUCCGAAAUUCGGGUUGAAGCGCAUGGUCUUUCUGGUGAAGAAUAAGCACGGGCCAUUCACUACCGAGAGGGCGAUGAUCACAUAUGCGCACUUCACUCCGAGAAGCCCAGAAGUAUUGCAAAUGGCAUAUAAGAUAGCUAACUUCUCUCUCGAAAAGUCACAUCAAUACUUUCCGGACGAAAUAAGCCACCUCGUUGAUGACACCUCUUUAUACUACCCGGUACGAGUCGCGCGUAAGGAUGAAAGCAUCGUACUCAAUCAGCUAAAUCCGGUAAAACCCGAGCUUGAGGCACAAAUCAAACAGGCACAGAAACGACGCCGCAAUGACAUGGCCCGACAGAAGAGGCUGGAAGACAAAGCUCGCAAAGCACAGAAUGCCCAAGUCGAAGAGGCGCCCUCGAAGAAGGGUCCUGAGACUGAUGGCAUUCCUCAUGCCAAACGAGCGAGGCUUGCAAGUUUGAACGAUAAGAACAAGCGAUAUCGUCGGGCGCCAUUGCAAAGUUCCGAUAUUGAUCCCAUCGAUGAAGCCAAAGAGGGACAGGAGAUCGCAAAACCACAUGCUGUAGCGACUCUCCACUCCGAAGUAACUCCGCUUAUCUCGACUCACUCUUGGGUUGCUCCUAUUGUAGGUCGUUAUACCCCAGAUGACGAGGAGGAUGAGUCCUCUGAGCCUGAAGAAUCAGACGAUGAAUCCUCGGACUCGCCGGUGGGUGAGACACAGAAGGAUCCAGCAAAUGGCCAUGACCCAUCGUUUCUCUUGCAGAUACCCGAACAACUUCGUCCCACCAACAAUGCGACCUCGGCUGCUGAGCCAACCAGUAAGGGUACUGUUCAGGCAUCGGUUGUUUCCCAGAAAGGCAAUAAGCGAGUUAGAAUUACAGAUCCUUCUGCAGAGCGAUCUCAGAAAAAAGUUCGUCUCAACACUGCUGAAGCAGCCAUAUCGGGAAAUGCGGACGUCUCAUACGGCUCAAACGCUGGGAGUGAUACUUCUGCACCCUUUGAAACCGAGGAUGACGACGAGGAUGACGAAGAAGAUGUUCGACCCAAAGAGAAGAGGAGGAGAAAGACAUAUGGGAAGCGCCAGACGGGCAAGCCCGGUCCACUUCCUACCUUACUCGAGCGUCUGACUGGUCUCACCGGAGAUCCAAACGACCCAAUCUACCAGCUUCCAACACGAAAGGAGCGGCAGCGAACUACCACUCGGCCGUGGAACGAGAAGAAGAACAAUACCGUCAAUAAAAAGCGAAAAGAGCGGAACUACACAGAGAUUCUGGACCCUGUGGAUAAAUUCAAAAAGCUCUGCUGUACUCUGGUCCUUGCUUCCUCUAUGCCCGGAGAGGAUGGAUCUGUGGACUGGGGCAUCGUCGAGAAGGUCUACAACACCGACAAGUUCUUCGAUAUCACAAGAACAAAGAAACUUUGGACAUGGAUGCAGGUGAAUAUGGACGCGCAGCUCACUGAGUCCACAUCGAUCUUCCAAUCUUCUUUCCUGCAAGCUUACGCGGAUGGCAAAUUCGCAGCUAUCGAGAACCCCGAGACAUAUGACUGGGCGAGCAUUGUACAGUGGGCCAUGCGACAGCACACGUACCCUGAGAUACCCCUUCCGGUCUACCAAGAAGCGCUUCGACAAUUCAGCGUCGACGAAUCGAGUUAUGAGGUUCUGGACCGUCUCACUUGGUACCAAAAGAAGAUCGCGGAUAGGGUGCGAACACAGUUACAGUUGCAUUAUACAUUCGCUGCCCGUCUUCAUCGGUCCCGCCGCUCAGAUUGGUCUCCGAGUGACACAGUGCUGAAGGCUCGGUCAUGGAUACGUGCCAACACAGCGACUCCUCAAGCUCAGUAUAGUGGAAACCAAGCGCAUGACAAGCUCAUGGGUCUAGGUACUCCCGUACUUGCUAGUGUUGUGGGAGAUUACGUCGAGAAGCAGAAUCUCAGGAUGCGACAAAUCAAGCGUCUCUUGCCUGGGCGCAACUAUACCUUCACUAAGGCCUUUGCGAAGAAAUUUGUGCGUCCAUUCGAGCUUAAUGACUUCAUGGCGGCUAUCAAAGUCAAGAAGGACAUGGACGCUGCAUUCGCACACCAAGAUCCGGAAAAGAGAUUCUUCAACAUAUCACGCUGUGAACAAGAUGGUUCGGUCACGGCGAUUUUGAGCAUGGUCAGUGAAGGAAAGGUCAAGCUAGUUCCUCAAUUGCCGCCUGUCAACAACGAAUUUGGCGCCCCACUCCCACGCUUGUCGGUCUGGGGCUUCUGUGAGGGUGACUAUAUCCACCGAGCGAUCGACCGCAACCGCCUGUUUUGGGACACCCAUGUUGUGCCUACAGCAAACUACCAAUUUGGCAGCCCGCUCCAGCCGUUACCACUGCCGCUUGCGCCAGCCGAGACAGACGAAUAUGUGCAGUGGCCAUCGCUGCCUGACCCACCACUUCCGGGAAAACACGAUCCCGAUGCAUUGUUACCCAUCUGGAGCACCCUCGACGGCCAAUCAAUCACAUGGCCUUGGUGGUAUCGCAUUCUGAACCUCGUGUUGCAGCCGCUCAUCUUCCAACCCGGUGCCACGGCAACAGAUAUCUACGCUCAUUGUCCGGAGCAUACUACCGAGAUCUUUGAGAUUGAGUUAGUGCUUAAUUGGCUUGAGUCUAUCAAUGCAGUCAGUAAGAUCAUCGGCGGAGGCUACGUCACAAAGCCUAGUUUCUGGGCUGCAUUCGGCGACAAACUGCUCGAUACGGAAGAGGACUGGUUUGGUGGGCAUGUCAAGCGCAAGGCGAAGAACCACGCGAAGCAACAGUGGCGUGAACAAUACAACCUUAGACAUUCGACGUUGCAGGGGAGGAAUUUAGAGCGUGUCAAUAAUGAUUCUGCGGAGGAAAAUGGAAUGCAAGAGCCAACACACGAUCCGGAAGAAGCAACUCGGGAGCAGAUUCUCAAGAAUCCGAAGCAGCAGUAUAGGAUCAUGCAACAGGCCCUCAAGUCCAGGACGCCGCAAGCAGAGGAUGGUGCAGAUCUUCCGGCUGCUCCAAUUCCCGUACCUCUUCCGGUGCAAUUCGGACAGACUGGCGUAGAAGAGGAAGCGCUGGCAAGUGUUUCGCAAACUCCAGAGGUCGCAUAUACUCCAAUUCAUGACAUGGAUAUAAUUGGUGCAGACGAGGAUGCAAUGGGCGAAGAUAUAGAUGCGGAAGGGGAAGUCGACGAUGGGAUGUAUUAAGUAAGAGCACGAGUCCGAGUUACGGGUUACGAAGGGUGGAAGGCUAGAUGAGAGGCGCUGGGUCCACAAACAUUGAUAUUUUCCAUGCAUAGCGAGGCGCAUAUAGUGGCACGAGACUACAGAUCCAGCGAUACUACGACGCAAGAACAUCAUGUAUAUCAGCGAAGUGUAUUAGUAACGUUUAAUCAUGUCUCGUGCAGUUAUUUUCCCAUCUCAACCUCUGUUGAGGCGCUGAAACUUACAGAGAGUUAAAGUAACAUGGAAAUUGUGAAAGAGAC